CACACACACACUCCUCCCAUACACACAGAAACUCCUUCUGCUCCUUCACAUAAGAGUUUGCUUCUCGACGAAAGAGCCAUUGAAAGCUGACUUUGAGUGCGCGCUAAAUUCAAAGUCCGGGCUGUGCGUAAAACUAGCAAAAACAAUCAGAGACUUCCUCUGGGUUAAAGAUAACUACGCGUGUGUGACAAACUUUCAAAGUCGUCUAAAAUACCUUAUAAUUUUAUAAUAGAUAAUUUGUAGGCUACAGACCGUUAACUUUUUGACCCUGAGCUUUGCGUCAGCGACUCAAAUACUGUGGUUUGGGACUUUCCACAACCGAUGUUUACGCACAGCUGUUUUUGGUCUUCGUACUAGCAUGCCAAUGGCUCAAAACACAUCCAGGAUCCGUUGUCUGUCGCCGUUACCGAAGUGAUUUUAUAUAUCAAGGUUGAUCAGUGAUUGCUGCAGAGUGUGUUUGGUGAGAUGGAUUGACACUUCCAAUGGGUGGAACAGAGCGUCUGUGGUUACUUGCUAGUUUAUGUCAGGUGGUAUUGCUGACCUGUGAACAGCAUUCAAACCCUGUUGAGGUUGAACUUGUAUUUCACCCCUUCCCUUAUGCUCAACAUCCAGACAGCUACACAAUCACCUGCAUGACUGCAAGUAACCAUCUGGUGUACGUGGAGCCCAUUGAUCACUCAACAUGUGCUCCUGACUGCAAGAUGUCACUAUGGUUGGUUGAGGAUCCAAGAGGGUAUAACAUCACAUUUAGAGCCAGCAGGAAUGAUACCACGCUUGAGGCAAAGACCUUUCACUUCAUUCCAGUCUUCUUGUCCUCUCUUCAUAUAUACAGCACAACCACUACUGCCCUCCUGACAUGGAAACUCCAGAGGCAUCAAAGCCUGUCCACCUUGAGUCUAUACAACACUCACACACAAUCUGUCACACACAACUUCAACAUUAAUUCAUCAGAGGCAAAGUCCCAGUAUGCAGUGAAAGGUCUCCAGCCUGGCACACGUUUCAAGGCCCAAGCUGUGAUCACUACAUUUGUAAAGCACCUCAAUAUGACCUUGAAGCAGAGACUCAGCUUUGGCAUAGAAACAGCUCAAUGCCACACUGGCUGGUUGGCCAAUGGGAGAAACUGCUACACUGUGAGAAGAGCAGGUUUGGCCUGGAGUGAUGCCCGGCACAGCUGCAGAGAACAGGCAGCUGGAAGUCACCUGGUUGACCUAAAGACCCUGGAGGAUCUGCUUUUUGUAUCUUCUCAUCUGCUGAGACACAACACCUUGCUGCUGCUGUGGACUGGACUCAAUGACCAGCAGGAGGAAGGCCAACCUUUCUGGUCAGAUGGCUCAGCCUAUAACCUGACAAACACUAUGAUGUCAUUACUGCCAGCCAGUCAGACAGACUGUUUUGUCCUUCAGAGGAAUGCCACAGGACCAGGAUACUUUCUCACUCCCUUCUUCUGUAACAUCUCCUUACCCUUCAUCUGCCAAUACGAGACCCCUCCAGUACCUGCCUUUUUCUCCUUUGACCUGGUUCAAGUGACAGAGCAACAGGUAGAGCUUCGCUGGGCUGACCUCUCACCCCUGAACUCACUUAAUCCUUCAUCUUUUGAGAUAUUCCUCCAGUAUCAAGAAGACACAAGGGGAGAGUUAGGUCAAGAUGAAAAGGAUAGAAGCAAGAAGUGGGCAGAGGAUAAAAAAGGGACCCAGAGAACUAUUAAAAAGGUUGUGAAAGUCCCCAUCUCCCUCUCCUCUAGAGGGGUAACUGUGGCAGGUUUAUCUCCAGGAAGCGUCUACUCUUUCACACUUCAAGCUUGUCACCCUGCCGGUGCCACCUGGAGCUUGGGACAAACACAAACUGCAUACACGAGACCUCUUUCUCCACAAAAUAUCACUACCGGCCCCAUAACAGUCUGUCAGAUCAGUGUUCACUGGAUGCUGCCAGACGCACCAUAUGUGGCUGGGUGGACAUUUGUUGUACAUUAUGUGGACAUGUCUUCAAGUCAAGAGAGGAUAGUUGGAAUGACCAAUAUCUCCAGAUCAUCUCUGGCUGGUGGGUUGCAGUCAUAUACUGCCGUGAUUGGAGGGCUGGAGUCUUACAGGAAAUACAGGAUUGAAGUUUACACAGUCACCCAGCAUGGGAUUGAGAGCUGUGGACAGGUGCCUCUGACUGUACAGACAGCUGUGAGGCCUCCCAGCAGUCUGCUGGUGUUGAGCAAAAGGGGAAACCUGACUGUCUGCUGGACCAGUCCUCUUGAUGACUCUCCAGAUUAUUAUGUCACAUCCCACCCUGUCAAUAACCCCAGAGCGUCUUCACUGUGGAUAAACCAAUCCAGUCCUGGUACACUCUGGGUAAAUGAGUCUGUAUGUGUUGAUUUGGGCAAAUUUACUCCAGGUCAGACUUAUGACAUAGGAGUUGUUGCUCUGAGGGGAAAUGACAGGAGUCAGAGGACCAGCAUCAUGCACACCACAGAUCCAAUGCCUGUUCAGGUAGCAGUCCCUCUUUCAGUGGGCACAAACUCUGCACAGCUGUACAUCCAGCAUCCACAGCUGGGUCUAAUUGACGGGGUCAAAGUGUGUUUAUGUCCGGGCCUAUGUGACCGUGUGUGUGGGGGAUUGUGCGGAUAUACAUGUAACUGGCACUCCCUCUCUAGCGCUAGCUAUCAUAACAUAACCCUCAGCAACCUCCGUCCAGGAUCAAAAUACCAGCUCAGUGUGUACAGCACCAGCCGACAGCAGACGGGACCACCUUACUACACCCGCCACCCUGUUCAAACAAGUCUGGCCCCUCCCAGCAGAGUGAGGGAGGGUGUGGUGACCGAUUCAUCCAUAGAGCUACUUUGGGAUCCAGCACAAGGACGAGCUCAUAGCUACGAGGUCAUCUGCUUCAACUGUGACCAUGCACUCAUGGUUCAGAAGGUGUUAAGUGAGAGUGCAGUGUUUUCUGGUCUAACUCCAGGCAGACUCUACCACUUUGCAUUACGAACAGAGAAGGAGUCCUUCACCGACAGUUCUCCUGUCACCAUCAACAUCACUGCAGCUCCCAGCCCAGUGGAGGUGUCUUUUGUCAAUAAAACCAGAUCAUCCAUAUGCAUUAGUUGGAAUACAGUCAGCGGUGUGCUUGGCGGAUUCAUCCUGUCAAUUAAAAACAGAACAUCCAAUCAAGAGCUGAUCAUUUUUCAUCAGGAGUGCAGAUUUUACACUUUUGAAGGCCUCACUCCUGGAAGCGAAUAUACAAUAGAAGUGAUCAGCACCAGUGGAGAAAGGAAGAGUAAACCUGCUACUAUUAUCCUCCAUACUAUCCCAGAGGUGCCACAGGAAGUGGUUCUUGCGGAGCAGGUAGUGACGUCUGUGUUUGUCACCUGGAGAGCACCACCAGGACAGGUGGAGGGGUACAAGCUUGUUUUUGGCCUGCUGACCAUGGACAGAAAAUCAUGGAUAGAGGUGCUUGUCCAGGGCACAAGUUAUGAGAUCAGGGAUUUGAUCCCAGGGUCAGACUACGGCAUCAGUAUUCAUAGUGUGCUGGGCUCAGACACCAGUCAAGGAGUCCGCAGAGACUUCAGCACACGCCCAGCAGGUUUAUGUGCCCUUCAUUUGGGUGACGUCAACAUUUCCUCUGUCUCUGUGAGCUGGGACAGUGCAUUUGGUGAGUUUGACUUCCACAGAGUCACGGUAGCCAACACCUCGGUCACAAACACACUUACCAUACCCAAGGAAGAGCAGGCUGUCGUGGUUACAGGGCUGGUGGACGGCUGCAGCUACAAUGUGAGCGCUGAAAGGGUGAGAGGACUGACAGCGGGGAGCGCGGCCUUUUUGACUGUAACCACAGUGCCAUCCCGUGUACGAGGAGUCCGUGUCGUCAAUGUGUCUGCACGUGCGUUCUCACUACGUUGGGAGCAGGCAGUUGGGUGUGUGGAUCAUUACCAAGUGAAUCUGCUACCUAACCAGGGAAAAGUCACAGUGCACCCUGCACGUGAUGGAUACAUUCAGGCCAAUGUGGUCAGUGUCAGUCCAGGGACACAAUACACUGUCACAGUCACAGCAGUGUCCUCCUCCAAUUUCAGCCCUGGAGUCAGCCGCAUGAUCAAUACUAACGACAGUGUUCCUGGUCCACCUUCAGGACUAGAAGGAGAGGCCGUGGGCUCUAAUGGUAUUCUGCUCUCCUGGAUCAUGCCAUCAGAUGCCAAAAAUAUUGACGGAUAUGUCAUCAGGUACAAGGAGGUGUGUCCCUACCCCGACCCUUCCUUCACACAGGUGACCAAGUACCUGGACAUACCAGAGACUCUGCUCACUGACUUCACAUCAGGCUCUACGUACCACAUUCAGGUAGCAGCCAUAUCCCCAGCUGGCAUAGGAGCAUUCAGCAAAUCUUUAUACAUAAAGACUGCUGAGUCCCCCCCUGGCCUGGUGACCAACCUCACUGCAUUUGCCCAGAAUCACACCUUCGUCAUGGUCACCUGGUUCCUGCCACACCGCAUCAAUGGCCUCAUCACAAAGUUUGCAGUCAAGGCUAAACAUGCUCGCACAGGGCAGACAGUCCGCAUACUGGAGGUCAAUGCAGAGGACAUAAUGACUGGAGCGCUGCCUCACUGCAAUGACGCAGCUGAUAUUCUAUCUCGUGCGACUCUCAGUCCCUUGGAGAUAACGGCAUCAUCUCCACCCAUCACCCUCUCUGCCGUGCCCCCUGCAGCCUCCUGGAGUGUGCCCAUAUCAGUAGGAGUUGAUCAGUUGCGACCUUACACUGCCUAUCUCUUUGAGGUUUCAGCCUUCACCUCCGAUGGAGAAGGACAGAUAGCUUCCACCAUGGUCCGCAUGCCAGAAUCAGCCCCAGAAGACCCGCCACAAAACUUCUCCAUAUUGAAUAUGACGUCUAGAUCAAUCUCUGUGUCCUGGAACUCUCCAAACAUUAUCACGGGAAAAUUCACUUACACGCUCUAUCUUUAUGGGCCUACAGGAUAUUUGUAUGAGAACAGUACAGGAGACACGCGGUUUGCUUUUACUGGUUUGACUCCUUACACAAGGUACACAGUCGCUGUCCGAGCCAGAGCUGCUGGAGAAGUGGGUCCAGCGGCACAAGAAGAUGUUAUUACACCUGCUGAAGCACCCAGUGCAGUGCAGGACCUGAUGGCAAUAGCUGAGGAUUCGGUUUCAAUCCGUGUGAGUUGGAAAAGCCCCGCCCAGCGUAAUGGUCCGAUCAUCCAGUACAGACUGCUGGUGCUGGUUGAUGAAACUCUACUGCAAGACAUCACCCUCACAUCAGAACCAAGUGCAAAUACAACUGAUGUGUACAAAAGGUCCCUUUCUCCUGAGCUACAUAACAGUCCAGGGCGACGUAAGAGAACUGCUGAGCUCAGUCUGAUCACAUCUCCGCCGACUUUCACUGCCACUGUGUCUGACCGCGCACAGCCCACUGAUAUGACUGCUUCCACCCUCACACACUCUGGACUUACAAGUGCUGACCAGAGUACUAACACUGGCGCUCAACCCAGCAUGGACUUUAAUCCUACUGCUGACCCCACGGCCACCGAGAAGUCGGGAAAAAGUUACACUUCUGCUUCACACGCUAAUAGCGCAAAUAUUCAAUCUUCUGACCCUACAGUCUUUGGGACCUCUGCGUUUUCUCUGACCUCUGUGCCACCUGCUACGCUUCCACCCUGGCUGACUAAGCAAACACAUGCUAGGGAUAUGACCUCUGACUCGUCCCCCUUGGGGCUGACCCCAAGCCAGGUCCGCUUGUCCACACGUGAUGCAUCAGUUACAGGACACUUUUCAACACGCAGCGCAACAGGUUCUGGUACAACAGGUGUGACAGUGAGAGAGGAGGUGAUGGAUGUUUUGUCUGAGGAGUUGUCUUACCUGGUGUCAGAUCUGAAUCCCUUCACCGAGUACACGUUCAGGGUCGCUGCUUCCACGACUGUGGGGGAGGGCCCUGCCACAGAUAUCACUGAGAAGACCAGAGAGCAGGUCCCCAGCUCUGUGCUUGAUGUCUCCUACCAAAACAUCAGCUCCACCUCCAUACUUGUGAGCUGGGUCCCACCGCUCAAUCCCAAUGGACGGAUCACACAUUACACUGUCUAUGGCCUCAAAAUGCACAGUGAUCAGGCCCUGAAGUGGGUUACUAACACUACCAGUAAACUGAUAACAGAUUUGGACAAGUAUACUGCUUAUAAGCUACGUGUGGCUGCAUCUACAGCUGUGGGAGAGAGCUCUCUGUCUGAGGAAGAUGACAUCUUUGUUUUCACCUUAGAAGACGAACCGGACUCCCCCCCUGUAAACCUCACUGUGAUAGACACCAGCCCCACCACUGCCACAGUGGUCUGGUCUUCACCAGAGAAGGCCAACGGGGUGAUCCAACAUUACAUGGUCCUAUAUGAAAACGAAUCGUAUUCUGCUUUUAAGAACACUUCCUCUAACAGAGUCACCCUGAUGAACCUGAAGCCAUUCUCCUAUUACAACGUGUCUGUGAUGGCGUACACGCGUUACGGCAACGGAAACCAAACAUCAGACACUUUAUACCUAUUGUCUGGAGAGGAUGUCCCAGGUAGUCCUCCGUACAACCUCUCCUUUGAGUCAGUCAGUCCCAGUGAGGUGAAUGUGACCUGGCAGCCUCCUCUGGUGCCUAAUGGGAUAAUUACCCACUACAGCCUGGAGCUUUGGAAUUCCAGUCACUACCUUAACCUCACCUCCCCAACCAACUACCUCCACAUCACUCACCUGAGGAAGUAUGCACACUACCGAGUCAUGGUGCAGGCACACACACGUGUCGGGCCGGGAAACUACAGCAGCGAGCCGCUCAACAUCACCACACUGGAGGAUGCUCCAGAUACACCUCCUCAGUUCCUCCGCACCAGGAAGCUGUCAGACUAUGAAGUUGAGUUGUCAUGGCAACCACCACUUGAAGCCAAUUCAGACAUACUCUACUACAUUGUCAGAGUUUGGAAUGAAACAACGGAGCUGUGGCAGAAUGUAACAGAGACAUCUGUGGUUAUUAAUGUGGACUCAGAAAGUCGUUACAAUGCCUCUGUCUCCUGUUGGACUAGACUGGGAGAUGGAGGAGUGCUGGUAUACAUCAGCUUUACCACCACAGAUGCAGAGCCAUUUGACCCCCCACAGAAUGUGACUUUUGCAAAUGUGACCGCCUCCUCUGUCACCUUGCUGUGGCACCCACCAACCGAGCCCAAUGGAAUCAUUGUACGCUACACCAUUUACUACAGCGACAAUAACACUGUGACUGAGCAGAGGGUUCCCGUUUCAGACUUACCUGUCCCUGGCUCUCCUGAUUCAGCCCUCUCCCACACUCUGACUGGGCUGAUUGGGGGCACUAACUACACCAUAUGGAUGACCUCCAGCACUGUACAGGGGGACGGAGGGGUCCAGAGCGAGCCAAUAACCUUGUUCUUACCUGAGGACGUGCCAAGUGACUCAGUGCACAACCUGACGGCUCAGAUCUUCAGCUCCACUGCCAUCAUUAUCAGCUGGGACCCUCCCCUGGAGCCGAAUGGCCGUCCCCACUAUCUGCUCACCUUGCAGGAAGCUGGCAUCCCCCCAAACUUGCCCAACCAAGCACCCUCAGCUCUCAACAAGACCAUCAAGCAUAUCACCAACGACAAUGUCUUCCUAUUCACCAAACUCAGGAAAUAUUUUCCUUAUGUGCUGACUGUUACCCCGGCAACUGGAGCUGGCCCUGCCUACAACCAUACCAGCACAAUGUACCUGAGAACGGAUGAUGACGUUCCUAGUUCUUCUCCAUUGCUGGUGUCCACCAGGAACCUUUCAUCGUCCUCCAUCGCAGUGGUCUGGCAGCACCCUCUGGAGGCCAACGGGGAGAUAACAGAGUAUACCCUCAUGCUGUUUGGCCCAGGGGGAUCCAACACAACACAGACGCCCAACACCUCAUUCAUCCUCACUAACCUACUUCCAUACACAGCUUACAACCUCACUGUCACAGCUGCAACGCGUAAAGGCUCGGGGCCUGUUCUGCUGCUGCUGCUGCACACUGAUGAAGGAGGCCCUAUGUCCCCUCCUUAUAACCUGACUAUACACAACCACACAGAUGUCUCUGUGUGGCUAAGCUGGGAGCCUCCUCUGGAGCCCAAUGGAGUGGUGAUACAGUACGGCUUUAGGAUCCAAGACCUCAUCACACACACCGUCACACACCGGAAUUCCUCUGGUCCGUCAACCACAGAGUAUCUAACAGGCUUCAGGCCUCAUAGCUCCUACGAGAUCAGUGUUUACAGUUACACCAGAGUGGGCCAUGGGAAUCAGUUCAGCAGCCCUGUGACCUUCACCACUAAAGAGUCAGUGUCUGAUGCUGUGGGGAACCUGUCUUGUUCAGGAGUGGGCUGGGAUUCAAUUCAGCUAUCAUGGGAACUUCCAGCCAACCCUAAUGGGCAGAUCCUAUUUUAUGAGAUUCUAGUGGAGGUAGACUUGCAGUCCUUCACACUUGAGGCCCACACACCAGAGUACACAGUGACUGGGCUUUCACCAGACCAGGAGUAUGCACUCACUGUGGCUGCAGUCAACUCUGCAGGACCUGGAGACAGAAUGAACUGUACUGCUUCCACUCUUUCCGAAUCAGUCCCAGCUGCUCCUCGCUUCCUCAACAUAUCUCAGGUCACCCCUAACAAUGUGACACUUCAGUGGGCUCCACCACUCUCCGUUCCAGGCCUGCUGAAAGAGUACCACAUCAUUGCACAGCUGCUUUCAACUGUUUGUGAACCAGACGUCCUAACUACUGCACAGCCGGCCUUAGAGGACGAACCGAACCCGGACUGCGUGGACUCUAAUGUAACCGUCUCAGUGACUGCUUCAGAUGCCACUGAAGGGAACCAGAGCGUCACACUCCAGUCCCUGGCUAAAUACAGAUACUACCGCUUCAAAGUGGCUGCUGUGACAAACGCCGGAGUUGGAGAAUAUACACGCUGGAAUUAUGCACGCACCCUUGCUGGGAACCCUGAUGUCCCUCCCCGUGACCUAAAAGUGACCCCCACCGCCAACAGCCUUCGUGUUGCGUGGGACGCUCCAGCUGUUCUCUCUGGACCAACUUCGUAUCUUGUGCAGGUGGAUGGUCCUGGUUUGAACCACUCAACAGUCCGGGCUCCAGGAGAGUUGACGACUGUUGUGGUGACAAACUUGACUGCUUUCACCCAUUACUUUGUGACUGUCACCGCCUUCACUGGUCCAGUGGAGCAUGCUGCCAGGGAUGGGAAGGCCAUUGGGCCUAUUGACUUUCAAACACUGGAGGAAGAGCCCAAAGAUCCACCCAAGAAUGUGAUCAUAUCAGUUAUACCAGAGGAGGUGAACCGUGUAAAGGUUACUUUCACCCCCCCAGAGGAGCCCAACGGAAACAUCACUGCCUAUUUUGUGUACAUCUAUGAAAAGGAGCAGCUGGUCAAGAACAUCAGCCUUAAUAUCACCCAAAGAGACCAUAACAUGUUGACUGCUGUCAUCGAAGGCCUAAAGGGAGGUCACAGCUAUAGUAUACAGAUUUCAGCCAAGAACGGGGCUGGGAGGAGCCCACCCAGCGCACAUGUGCAGAUAACAACAGGGAUCAAAGCCCCGGCCAAGCCAACCCAAAGACCCCAGGCAGUGCUGGGCCAUGGAGGGGUUGCCAUGGUUACCCACAGGAGUAUCACCAUCCGCAUGCCUGCCUGUUUCUAUAGUGACGACAAUGGACCAAUCACAAAAAUUCAGGUCAUCGUGGCCGAGUCAGGGGUGAAGGACAUCGUGAAUAUGACCAGCUGGAAGAAUGCGUUUUUUCAUCGCCCUGCCCCUUACCUGACUGACAAGGGGUUCCCCAACCCGCCAUGUUUGGGGAACGGGGCAUCACGCAAGGACACACACGUCAGAGAGGGUCGCAGUGUGUCUGGAGACAGCCGGCCCCUGGUGAGGCACAAUCACACUACGUCAGGAACAUACGUGAUCGGAGAGAGUGAUGCCUGUAUGGAGGAGAACAACACUGACACUUUCUGUAAUGGACCCCUGAAGCCUAACACCGUCUAUGUGUUUAAGUUCAGAGCCACUAACAUCAAGGGCCAAUACACAGACUCUGAGUACUCCGAGCAUGUCAAAACCAAAGUGGACGGGCUGUUGACCAGAGAAGAACAGAUCAUUAUGGGUGUGCUCCUCUCCUUCUUCUUGGCUGUGUUACUCAUCAUUAUCAUCUGUGGAUCAGUCAAGAUCCAUCAACGCAAGAAGGAGGGCGGGACUUAUUCACCCAGAGAAGCAGAGAUCAUUGAGACCAAGUAUAAACUGGAUCAGCUUAUUGCUGUGGCAGAUCUGGAGCUGAAACAAGAGAAACUCAACCGGUAUUCUUCCUUCUUCUUUAGACGGAAAGAGAUAUAUGUCAUCCAGCUGCUCAGCUACAGGAAAUCACUCAAGCCUGUCAACAAGAAGUCUUUUCUACAGCAUGUAGAGGAUCUGUGUGCCAGCGACAACUCCAAGUUCCAGGAAGAAUUUGCGGAGCUCCCAAAGCUGCUGCAGGACCUGGCCACCACAGAUGCUGACCUGCCCUGGAACAAAUCCAAGAACCGCUUCCCUAACAUCAAACCUUAUAAUAAUAACCGUGUGAAACUGCUGUCAGAACCAGGCACUGCGGGCUCUGACUACAUCAACGCCAGCUUUGUCUCAGGCUACCUGUGUCCCAAUGAAUUCAUAGCCACCCAGGGUCCUCUGCCUGGGACGGUGGCUGACUUCUGGAGGAUGAUCUGGGAAACGGGAACGCGCACCAUCGCCAUGCUCACGCAGUGUUAUGAGAAAGGCAGAAUUCGGUGUCACAAGUAUUGGCCAGAGGACAACAAGCCAAUGUCAGUAUUUAGCGACAUUCUAAUCUCAAAAGUGUCGGAGGAAAUCCUUCCUGACUGGACUGUCAGAACCCUGAAAGUAGAAAAGCACGGGCACUACAUUUUGGUUCGCCACUUCAACUACACAUCAUGGCCUGAACAUGGGGUCCCAGAAUCCUGCAGCACUUUCAUCAAGUUUGUCAAAGCUGUCCGAGCUCACAGGCAUGACAACACCACUAUAGUGGUCCACUGCAGUGCUGGUGUGGGCAGAACAGGUGUGUUUAUUGCUCUUGACCACCUCAUUCAGCACGUCAGAGAUCACGACUUUGUCGAUAUUUACGGUCUUGUGGCUGAACUGCGCAGUGAGAGGAUGUGUAUGGUACAGAAUCUGGCCCAGUACAUCUUCCUGCACCAAAGUACCCUGGAACUUCUAAACAACAAAGGCAACAGUCAGUCCAUCUGGUUUGUCAGCUAUUCUGCUCUGGAAAAGAUGGACUCCCUGGAUGCCAUGGAAGGUGAUGUUGAACUAGAAUGGGAAGAGACUACUAUGUAAAGACUGACUGAGGGACACCCUUGCCAGAAGAAGAGUGUAAUUUUCGGCGUCGUUUGGAGGCGGCCUGCGCACAGACCCUCGACACGAGCGCCUCCAUCGUGAAAGGCUAGAGGAGGGAGGAGGAGAAACAGGAGGUUAACAGCACAGUCUGAACUGAGUGGUUUGUCAGUCGACUAAGACUAUGUUACUCCACUUCAACCCACUUCUCAGAGUAAUCCUCGCUUCAAUGAACCUCUUGUCCACUUGUUUUCAAAGAGAGGGAAGGAGACAGAGACAAAGCAUUUCAGAAACGACGGGGAUUAAAAAGAAACGGUGAGCCGACUGAGAGCUCUUACAUCUGUAAGCCUAAAGGUACCCUGCACAAACUGAUUUCACUGUGUAUUGUAAUUACUGUAUUAUAAUGAUAUCCUCUAUGUUUUUGUAAGAUAAUUUAUUCAGCCAAAGCGGUGUUUUUUUUCCCAUCUCUUUGUAAUCCUGCCUGUGUCGAGGUGUUUUUUUUGUUUUUCCUUUCCUGAGAGUGAUUUUCAAAAAAAAAAUAAAAUCAACUUGUAUUUUU
This is a messenger RNA of Thunnus maccoyii (southern bluefin tuna), 11874 nucleotides long. RefSeq names its product protein tyrosine phosphatase receptor type Q (gene ptprq). Gene Ontology annotation, molecular function: protein binding; protein tyrosine phosphatase activity. The record is from RefSeq and is a predicted model, not a curated record. Gene Ontology annotation, biological process: protein dephosphorylation. Lineage: Eukaryota; Metazoa; Chordata; Actinopteri; Scombriformes; Scombridae. The transcript is spliced from 63 exons. Bases 483 to 11318 code for a protein of 3611 amino acids.